Messenger RNA from Nycticebus coucang (slow loris), 10793 nucleotides. It is a transcript of the gene BAZ2B, whose product is annotated as bromodomain adjacent to zinc finger domain 2B. The record is from RefSeq and is a predicted model, not a curated record. Gene Ontology annotation, molecular function: protein binding; DNA binding. The transcript is spliced from 39 exons. NCBI's taxonomy places the organism in Eukaryota, Metazoa, Chordata, Mammalia, Primates, Lorisidae. Bases 2860 to 9504 code for a protein of 2214 amino acids.
UUUUCUUAAUUAUUCAAAUUACAGUGUGCUACUUUAUUUCAAGAGAAAUCUAUUUUAAGAGAAUUACUUAAAAAAAUUUAUAUAUAUUCAUGGGGUACAAGCACAGUUUUGCUAUGUUGAUAUGUUACAUUGUGGUAAAAGAGAAUUCUUUAUGAAAAUUGAGACAAUUUGAAUCUAGCACUUUUUUCCUAUUUCAAAAUCAUAUAUUCUCAACAGUAAUGCCAAUGAUUAUGGAAUAUCAGACUGUUAAAAUAUUAAUAUUCAAUACUUUAUAUAUAGAUAUAUCAGUUAAUUCUUUUAGUUUCAAAUAUUUAAAAGUAUUAUUUAUUUGAAUAAUGACCACCACUACAAAACAAUGCAUCAACUUUUUUGUAUAUGACUUGGGAUGGAAGUCUAAAUGCUAGCAUUCAUGUUUAUACUUUAACCUGUAUUUUUCCUCUGUAUUAUUAGUAAAUUUUGAGAUUGUAGAACUUUUGACCCAGUCAUACACAUACAGAGGUUGGAUUCUGAGUUAAUUAAAUAUGAGUUAAUAAUAUAUUAUAAGGAAAUUAUUGUCCUUAUUACAGUUAUUAGGUAGUUACUCAAAUUAUAGCUUGAAAGGAAUGCAGAACAUGGAAAACUCAGAUUAAAUUAUGCAUUUGAACCUUAGGCCAGUUUUUACUGUAGAGACAGUUUGCUGCUAGAAGAGAAAUUGUAUGUCAUUGAAAUUAAAUGCUUUUCUGGGGAUGGAAGAUUCCAGUUUUUAAUGAAAUUACUGAGUGUGGUGUAGUGAAAUGAUUAAAAUCUGUAUUCCGGGAAUGUGGCAGGGAAAAAAAAUCAAUAAGUGCUAGCACAGCUUUGCUGCUCAAUGUGAAUCCUGAAAAUGAAAUAAACUACUACAAAAAUAAUAAUUAAAAACAUAUCAGCACAUUAAUUUAUUUAGCAUCUAGUCUCCUGAGACAUCAUCUUCACUAAUUUUUAGCAUACAUUUUACUACGUAAUGAGCAGCCUUCUUUUCAGAUAUCCCUAUUAGACAGGCAGUAUUUCUGCCCUUCCCCCAGUGCUACUGCAUUGCAAUCAUUGUACUUGCACUUAUUAUGUUACAAAUGACCGAGGUAAGGCUGACAUUCUCAGUGCAAGCAAAAAGACCUAGUCUGCCAAGCUUUUUUUUUUCCCUAAUGAAGCAGCUUUGUGAAAUCUCCCCAUGUGUUAAUACUAAUGAAGAUCCUCCAGCACAAUUAAAAUCACAGCCAGUGGCUGAAGAGGAAACAUAAAACAAAAGCAUCUUUUAUGAUACAUUUAUCCAAAUACAUAUGUAUAAAAUAUACAUAUAUGGUCAAAUUAUGACCCUAUAGCUUAAUUUGUACAUUCUUUUCAUCCUGAAAAUUAAAUUAUGUAAUUUUUAAUGGUAAGAACUUAGAUACUUUGUUGGGUCUGAAGGAAAUAACGCUACUUCAAUGAAGUUAAAAAAUUACCUAUCAUGGGUAGUAAAGUGUUAUCAAGGUUAAGGCUUUUUAAGAAAUGGUUUUUAGGAAGCUAUAGGAUGGGGUGCAGGAAGGGAUGGGGUGUACUUUACCUUUAUUUAACUUGAUUUGUUGCAGGAUGUGGUAAUUGGGGUUAGGGGAGUGGAAAGAUAAAAAACAGAAAGUUGGAAGAGAUUUUGGGGGUAGACAAAUAGCAUAACCUCGUAUGUAGUUUAAACGUGGAGCGAUGGGAUACCAGUCUUGUUCAUAACUUAAUUUGUUUUUAAAUGUUCAAUUCCUACAAUUAGCUAUGCUUUUGUAAUAAGUAUACCUCUCAGAAACUGGCGGGGCCGGGGGCGGCGGGACUAUACAGAUUGCCUUUAAAGUUUGUACUUCUAACUUUAAACGACUUGUUAUUUUAACAUCUUUCAUUUAAAUUUUAUUUUAACACAAUGCAUAAACAUUACAGCUAGUUUAAUUUGAACUUAAAAGGGCAAAAGCAUUUUACCCUGGGACCAUCUUGCGUCCUGCUUUUUAUUUUCAGUACCUAAUAUCUAAAAAUUCUCGACAUAUUGAGUUGGUUUGUAGACUUCAACAGAAUUGAGUUUAGGAACAAAAAAAGUUUAGGUGAAUAUGGUUACCCUGUGCUCCUUAUUCUGUUUUCAUUUUCAAAAAAUUAAGUUACCCUGUUUUCGGUUCUCUAUUCUUUUAAAAACAAAACAAAACAUUUUAAGUUUCUUAACUUUUUUCUGGGACAAGGAACGGGAUAAACUCAAAGCUAUAGGAUUCUUGGAAAGAAGCAACCCCCCCCCCUUGCCUUCUUUAGGAGCUGAUAGGUCAUUUAUUAUUGGAACAGAAAUGGUAUAAACAAUUCUCUCUCCUUUUUCCCUUGUUAACAGCAACUUUCAUUGUUAGAGGAGAGAGAGAAGCCUUGUUGGUUGACGUCACUUGGUUCAUGAAGCCUUCGCCUAGAAGUGAAGCUGCUGAACAAACCUUGAGAAGAAUCAUCUCCUGCUUCAAUCUGCUGCUGGAUAGGAACUAAUCAGAGAGAGAGAGGCGGAAGACGGAGAAGGAAGGAGUAAAGGGCUUUCCCGAUCAGAAAUCUCACCUCCACUCCAACUCUCUUUAUACUUUUUUUGCAGAAAUAGUAAUACAAAUAAGGAGGUGGUAGGGUUCCCAAAAAUCUUUACCUUCGACCAUCGGGGGAAGGCAAAUAUUUUAUCCACUGCAACUCUCAGUUCGAAAGUAAAGACAGAAUCUUGCUCUGUCACCUGGGUAGAGGUCAACAGCAUCACAAUAGCUCACUGCAACCUCAAAGUUCUGGCCUCAAGCAGUCCUCUUGCCUCUGCCUGCCAAGUAGCUGAGACUACAGGUUUCUCAACCGUGAUGUCACAAGAUUGACCACAUUGAUCACAAUAUGGAGUCUGGAGAACGGUUACCAUCCUCAACAGCCUCCUCUACUCCACCAACUUCAUCUUCUACACCUUCUGUGGCUUCAGCAGUUUCAAAAUGCAGCCUUUCCACUGGAGUUGCUUCACUUAGCUCUACAAUCAGCCCAUGUGGGCAUUUAUUCAGAGCAGCUGGGGAUCAACCGUUUAACCUGUCCACAGUGUCGAGUGCCUUCCCAAUGGUCAGCCACCCAGUCUUUGGUCUACAUUCAGCCAGCUCAGGGCAUUCAGAAUUUGGUGGUUUGGGGACACUUGGUACACCCACAGCCUUAGCCGCACAUCCCCAACUAGCAUCUUUUCCAGGUGCAGAAUGGUGGCGAACAACAGAUGUUCAUACUCGUACUGGGGCAACCUUCUUUUCACCAUUACUGGGAAUUCCACCACUAUUUGCUCCUCUAGCCCAGAAUCAUGAUUCUUCUUCAUUCCAUUCAAGAACUUCAGGAAAAAGUAAUCGAAAUGGUCCUGAAAAAGGUGUAAAUGGGUCAAUAAAUGGAAACAGUACAUCAUCUGUAAUUGGUGUUAACACAUCUGUACUGUCCACUACUGCUUCAAGUUCCAUGGGACAAAUUAAAAAUACAAGCUCGGGUGGAGGAAAUAGAAAAUGUAACCAAGAGCAAAGCAAAAACCAGCCUGUGGAUGCUAGAGCUGACAAAAUCAAAGAUAAGAAACCAAGGAAAAAAGCUAUGGAAAGUUCUAGCAACAGUGACAGUGAUUCAGGCACAUCGUCAGACACCUCAAGUGAAGGCAUUAGUAGUAGUGAUUCAGAUGAUCUAGAGGAAGAUGAAGAGGAAGAAGAUCAAAGUAUUGAAGAAAGCGAAGAUGAUGAUUCUGAUUCAGAGAGUGAAGCACAACAUAAAAGUAACAACCAGGUGCUAUUACAUGGUAUUUCAGACCCAAAAGCAGAUGGACAGAAAGUAACUGAAAAAGCCCAGGAAAAAAGAAUACACCAGCCAUUACCUCUUGUGUCUGAAUCCCAGACUCUCUCAUCAUUCCAAUCCCAGCAGAAGCAGCCUCAGGUUUUGUCACAGCAGCUUCCGUUUAUUUUCCAAAGCUCUCAGGCAAAGGAGGAAUCUGUGAACAAACACACCAGUGUAAUACAGUCUACGGGAUUGGUGUCCAAUGUGAAACCUUUAUCUUUGGUAAAUCAAGCCAAAAAGGAAACUUAUAUGAAACUCAUAGUUCCUCCUCCUGAUGUACUUAAAGCAGGGAAUAAAAAUACCUCUGAAGAAUCUAGUCUUUUGACCAGUGAAUUACGAUCUAAACGGGAACAAUAUAAACAGGCAUUCCCAUCACAGUUAAAGAAACAGGAGUCAUCUAAGAGCCUGAAGAAGGUUAUUGCAGCUUUGUCAAAUCCAAAAGCAACCUCUACUUCACCAGCACAUCCAAAACAAACAGUAGAAAACAACCACCCUAAUCCAUUCUUGACAAAUGCACUUUUAGGUAAUCACCAACCAAAUGGAGUUAUUCAAAGUGUCAUUCAAGAAGCUCCUCUAGCACUUACGACCAAAACUAAAAUGCAGAGUAAGAUUAAUGAAAACAUUACUACAGCAAGUAGCAUCCCUUUUUCCUCACCUGUAAAUUUGAGUACAAGUGGGAGAAGAACCCCUGGCAAUCAGACACCUGUAAUACCCUCUGCCUCUCCCAUUCUGCAUAGUCAAGGGAAGGAAAAAGUAGUUAGCAAUAAUGUAAAUCCAGUAAAAACACAGCAUCACUCCCAUCCUGCACAAUCUUUAGUGGAGCAGUUUAGAGGAACAGAUUCAGACAUUCCCAGUAGUAAAGAUUCUGAAGAUUCAAAUGAGGAUGAAGAGGAAGAUGAUGAAGAAGAUGAGGAAGACGAUGAAGAUGAUGAAUCUGAUGACAGCCAAUCAGAAUCAGAUAGUAAUUCAGAAUCAGAUACAGAAGGAUCAGAAGAAGAAGAUGAUGAUGAUAAAGACCAAGAUGAAUCAGAUAGUGAUACUGAAGGAGAGAAAACUUCAAUGAAACUGAAUAAAACAACUUCCUCUGUCAAAAGCCCUUCCAUGAGUCUCACAGCUCACUCAACACCUCGUAACCUCCACAUAACAAAAGCCCCAGGCUCUGCUCCUGCUGCCUUAUGUUCUGAAUCACAGUCACCUGUUUUUCUUGGUACAUCUUCUUCCACACUUACUUCAAGUCCACACUCUGGCACUUCCAAAAGAAGAAGAGUAACAGAUGAACGUGAACUGCGUAUUCCAUUGGAAUAUGGCUGGCAGAGAGAGACAAGAAUAAGAAACUUUGGAGGGCGCCUUCAAGGAGAAGUAGCAUAUUAUGCUCCAUGUGGAAAGAAACUUAGGCAGUACCCUGAAGUAAUAAAGUAUCUCAGCAGAAAUGGAAUAAUGGAUAUCUCAAGGGACAAUUUCAGCUUCAGUGCAAAAAUAAGAGUGGGUGACUUCUAUGAAGCCAGAGAUGGACCGCAGGGAAUGCAGUGGUGUCUUUUGAAAGAAGAGGAUGUCAUUCCUCGUAUCAGGGCAAUGGAAGGUCGUAGAGGAAGACCACCAAAUCCAGAUAGACAGCGAGCAAGAGAGGAAUCCAGGAUGAGACGUCGAAAGGGUAGACCUCCAAAUGUUGGCAAUGCUGAAUUCUUAGAUAACACAGAUACCAAAUUGCUAAGAAAACUGCAAGCUCAAGAAAUAGCCAGGCAAGCAGCACAAAUAAAGCUUUUAAGAAAACUUCAAAAGCAGGAACAGGCUCGAGUUGCUAAAGAAGCUAAAAAACAACAAGCAAUAAUGGCUGCUGAGGAGAAGCGAAAACAAAAAGAGCAGAUAAAGAUUAUGAAACAGCAGGAAAAAAUUAAAAGGAUACAGCAAAUCAGAAUGGAAAAGGAACUUCGAGCUCAACAAAUUCUAGAGGCUAAAAAGAAAAAGAAGGAAGAAGCGGCAAAUGCCAAAUUAUUGGAGGCCGAGAAACGAAUAAAGGAAAAAGAAAUGAGAAGACAGCAAGCGGUUCUUCUGAAACAUCAGGAGUUGGAGAGGCAUAGACUAGAUAUGGAACGAGAGCGAAGGCGACAACAUAUGAUGCUCAUGAAAGCUAUAGAAGCUCGUAAAAAAGCAGAAGAAAAAGAACGAUUGAAGCAAGAAAAACGUGAUGAGAAAAGAUUGAAUAAAGAGCGUAAACUAGAGCAACGAAGAUUAGAAUUAGAAAUGGCAAAGGAACUAAAGAAGCCUAAUGAAGACAUGUGUUUAGCAGACCAAAAGCCUUUGCCAGAAUUGCCUCGUAUUCCAGGACUUGUUCUCUCUGGAAGUACCUUUUCAGACUGUCUCAUGGUGGUGCAGUUCUUACGAAACUUUGGUAAAGUUUUGGGCUUUGAUGUGAAUAUUGAUGUUCCAAACCUGAGUGUUCUUCAAGAGGGAUUACUAAAUAUAGGGGACAGCAUGGGUGAAGUACAAGACUUGCUUGUGAGGCUCCUCUCAGCUGCUGUAUGUGAUCCAGGUCUAAUUACAGGAUACAAGGCCAAAACAGCUCUUGGAGAACAUUUACUGAACGUUGGUGUGAAUCGAGACAAUGUUUCCGAGAUUUUGCAGAUUUUUAUGGAAGCCCAUUGUGGAGAAACUGAGCUUACUGAAAGCCUGAAGACCAAAGCUUUUCAGGCUCAUACUCCAGCACAAAAAGCCUCAGUCCUGGCUUUCCUAAUCAAUGAGUUGGCAUGCAGCAAGAGUGUGGUAAGUGAAAUCGAUAAGAACAUUGAUUACAUGUCAAACUUGAGGAGAGAUAAGUGGAUGGUGGAAGGUAAACUCCGCAAGCUCAGAAUCAUUCAUGCUAAGAAAACUGGCAAAAGAGACACUUCAGGUGGCAUUGAUCUUGGAGAAGAGCAACAUCCCUUGGGCACACCCACUCCAGGACGAAAGAGAAGAAGGAAGGGAGGAGACAGUGAUUAUGAUGAUGAUGACGACGAUGAUAGUGAUGACCAAGCUGAUGAAGAUGAUGAGGAUGAAGAAGAUAAAGAAGACAAAAAAGGAAAGAAGACUGAUACCUGUGAAGAUGAGGAUGAAGGUGACCAAGCAGCAAGUGUUGAAGAGCUAGAAAAACAGAUUGAAAAACUGAGUAAACAACAGAGUCAGUACAGAAGGAAGCUCUUUGAUGCUUCUCACUCCUUACGUUCAAUGAUGUUUGGCCAGGAUCGUUAUAGACGCCGGUACUGGAUUCUUCCCCAAUGUGGAGGGAUCUUUGUAGAAGGCAUGGAGAGUGGUGAAGGACUAGAAGAAAUUGCAAAAGAAAGAGAAAAACUUAAAAAGGCAGAAAGUAUCCAGAUCAAAGAAGAACUGUUUGAGACCUCUGGGGACACUUUAAAUUGUUCAAGUACAGAUCACUGUGAGCAAAAGGAAGAUCUUAAAGAAAAGGAUAACACAAAUCUAUUUCUUCAGAAACCUGGCUCUUUUUCUAAAUUAAGUAAGCUUUUGGAAGUAGCUAAGAUGCCUCCUGAAUCAGAUGUUAUGGCCCCCAAACCAAAUGUUAGUGCAAAUGGAUGCACAACGUCUUAUCCAAACAGUGGAAAACAUUCACUGGGCAGCGUUCAAUCAAUAGCAACACAAAGCAGCAUGGAAAAGACAGACUCAAAUAGUCUGUUUAAUACUGGCUCAGGUGGUCCAGGGAAGUUCUAUAAUUCCCUCCCCAAUGACCAGUUGUUAAAAACAUUGACUGAAAAGAAUAGACAGUGGUUUAGCCUUUUGCCGAGAACACCUUGUGAUGACACUUCACUUACCCAUGCUGAUAUGUCAAGUGCUUCUUCAGUGACUCCUCAGUCUCAGCCACCGUCUAAGUCACCUUCACCUGCCCCAGCUCCUCUUCUUGGAUCAUCUUCUGCUCAGAAUCCCGUUGGCCUAAAUCCAUUUGCUUUAUCUCCUCUUCAGAUGAAAAGUGGCGUAUCUAUGAUGGGUCUUCAGUUUUGUGGGUGGCCCACUGGUGUGCUUACUUCCAAUAUUCCAUUUACGUCGCCUUUACCUAGUCUGGGAUCAGGCUUGGGAUUAUCAGAAGGAAAUGGUAAUUCACUCUUGACUUCCAAUGUUGCUUCAAGUAAAAGUGAAUCUCCAGUCCCACAGAAUGAAAAGGUGUCUUCAACUCAACUUGCAGCUGUUGAAGUAGCAAAACCGGUAGAUUUUCCUAGUCCAAAACCCAUUCCAGAAGAAAUGCAGUUUGGUUGGUGGAGAAUUAUUGACCCAGAGGACCUAAAAGCUUUGCUCAAAGUGCUACAUCUCAGAGGAAUAAGAGAAAAGGCAUUACAAAAACAAAUUCAGAAACACUUAGAUUAUAUUACUCAAGCCUGCAUCAAGAAUAAGGAUGUUGCUAUUAUUGAAUCAAAUGAAAAUGAAGAAAACCAAGUAACUCGAGAUAUAGUGGAAAACUGGUUGGUAGAAGAACAAGCGAUGGAAAUGGAUUUGAGUAUCCUUCAACAGGUAGAAGAUCUAGAGAGGAGAGUGGCAUCAGCAAGUUUGCAAGUGAAGGGUUGGAUGUGUCCAGAGCCCGCAUCAGAAAGGGAGGACUUGGUAUAUUUUGAACAUAAGUCAUUUACUAAAUUGUGCAAGGAACAUGAUGGAGAAUUUACUGGUGAAGAAGAAAGCAGUGCACAUGCACUAGAACGGAAGAGUGACAACCCCCUAGAUAUAGCUGUAACCAGGCUGGCUGAUUUGGAGCGGAACAUUGAAAGAAGGUAUCUGAAGAGCCCCUUAAGUACCACCAUUCAGAUCAAACUGGAUAAUGUGGGCACAGUUACUGUCCCUGCUCCUGCACCAUCCGUUAGUGGUGAUGGUGACGGAAUUGAAGAGGAUAUUGCUCCAGGGCUCAGGGUAUGGAGAAGGGCAUUAUCAGAAGCUCGCAGUGCUGCACAGGUAGCUCUGUGCAUUCAGCAGUUACAGAAAUCAAUAGCAUGGGAAAAAUCAAUUAUGAAAGUUUACUGCCAAAUCUGUCGAAAAGGAGACAAUGAAGAUCUGCUUCUCCUUUGUGAUGGCUGUGACAAAGGCUGUCAUACAUAUUGCCAUAGACCCAAGAUUACAACUAUACCAGAUGGAGACUGGUUUUGUCCAGCUUGCAUUGCUAAGGCAAGUGGUCAGACUCUAAAAAUCAAAAAGCUUCAUGUUAAAGGAAAAAAGACUAAUGAGUCAAAGAAAGGCAAGAAAGUAACUCUAACAGGGGAUACUGAAGAUGAAGACUCCGCAUCUACGAGUAGUUCACUAAAAAGAGGAAACAAAGACCUCAAAAAAAGAAAAAUGGAGGAAAGCACUUCUAUUACUUUGUCAAAACAAGAAAGUUUUACUUCUGUUAAGAAACCUAAGAGAGAUGACUCCAAGGACCUAACUCUUUGCAGUAUGAUUCUUACUGAAAUGGAGACUCAUGAGGAUGCAUGGCCUUUCCUACUUCCUGUAAACUUGAAACUUGUUCCUGGUUAUAAGAAGGUUAUAAAGAAGCCUAUGGAUUUUUCCACAAUUAGAGAGAAGCUAAGUAGUGGACAAUAUCCGAACCUUGAAACCUUUGCUCUAGAUGUCAGGCUUGUUUUUGACAACUGUGAAACAUUUAAUGAAGAUGAUUCUGAUAUAGGCAGAGCUGGCCACAGUAUGAGGAAAUAUUUUGAAAAAAAGUGGACAGAUACUUUCAAAGUGAGCUGAAGUUUUAAUAAUCUUUUCUUUUUCCUUUUAAACAAGGACAAAUGAGACCAGCAAUGUGAACUAUAUUUACAUAAACGUGCAAGGCACAUACAUAAUGACUUUUUUUCUUAAAAUAAGUAUCAAAAAAAAAAGUAUCAGAAGAAUGAUACCAUUUUUAAAGGCUUCACUCCUACAACAACCAAGGCCCUUGGUUAUUGGUUUGUGUGAUUUAUCAGCUAAUUUAGGUAGAACAGGGAAGCACACCCAAAGAAUUUUCAAAGGAAAGGGUGUUAGAGUGCAAUAGUAAUUAAAAUAUAUCAAAUCGCACUGAAUAUUCAACACCAGAGCUCUAAUGUGGGAAAUGGUUCUCUUUUCCCUCUCAAUAAAUAUCUAUUUUUCAUUUUUUUACUUUGUAGUUUAUUUUCUAGUGAAUGUAUUUAAUUUUAUGAAUUAUUUAUGAUUAAACCACAUCCAGAAUCUUCGUUUUCUGUGAAAAGGAAGAACUAGAAAAUUGCUUUAAAUCUUGAAAAUACAACAAGGAAUGUUUUAAAAUAUAAAACAAAGCCAAGUUAAACUGUUUACACUGAUGUGCUAUAAAAGCACCAAAAAUAAACUUUACUGUAGAGUUACAUUUAUAUAUAUAUAUGUUGCUGCAUCACUUGUGUAGUUAAAUUGUAUUUCAAAACAGUGAAAAAAAUUGACGUGUAUAUACUGUUCAUUAUUGUUUAUAUUAAGUCUUGUUUUAAAUAUGUAUUAUGUGUAUAUAUUGUUUGCAGACAUUAUUGUUUAUGCCUUAGAAGGAUUGUAGCAUUUUAUUUUAGUCUGAAGGUAUAGCUCUACAGCUUGUACAGUAAUUAUCCUCUACCAACACUGUGGCGUCUCCUUAAUCUUGGUAGUGCCUGCCUUUGAAACAGGGUGUAGGGGAUAUUAGUUUUCCAUUUUUCUAUUUUAUUAUAUAAUUUUAAGCCACCAGGGCCUAAAUUAAAGUAUAAUCAUUUGUAUCCAUGUGGAAUAAAAUUGUGACAAUUUCCUACACACACAGUAUUUUUUCAUAGAAACAUUUCCCUCUCAUUUGCCUUGCCUCAGAAAUAAAUUUAAAAAAGACAUUUGUAACCACUGUGUUUUAUCUACUGUGUGUUGUGGUGGCCUGUUGGAGGCAAAUAGAUCAGAAUUUUUUUUGUACCUAUGUAAGAGUACUUGAAGUUUUAUUUAAAAUAAAAUGUUGUGGAAAAGAUAGCAUUCUUUUUUUAGGAGUGUUAUUUUUCACUACUAUGUGUGGCACGGAUACAAUAAAAAACUUUUACAAACUA